Molecule: messenger RNA, 982 nt
Organism: Babesia bovis T2Bo
Lineage: Eukaryota; Apicomplexa; Aconoidasida; Piroplasmida; Babesiidae
Product: Ribosomal_S5_C superfamily protein
Exons: 3
Coding region: 146-955 (269 amino acids)
Biological process (GO): translation
Cellular component (GO): ribosome; cytosolic small ribosomal subunit
Molecular function (GO): RNA binding; structural constituent of ribosome
Source: RefSeq, a predicted model, not a curated record
GGAAUCAUUCUGGAUUCGGCUAUAUAUUCGCUUGUGUCAAGAAUCAUAGCGAAUAUCGCCAAACAAGUAUUUGUAGGUAACGGAACUGUCGUUAUAAAAAACAUUAUUGGCAAGACGAACAAAAUUUUGCUUCUGUGAUUUCAGAAUGGCGGAACGUGGUGGUUUUGGGUCAGGUUUUGGCCGUGGUAGGGGUGGUAGACGCGCAUCCUCCAGAGGUCGUGGUGGAAGUGAAGAUGACCUGAAGAGCUGGGUCCCUGUCACUAAACUUGGUAGAUUGGUCGCCGCCGGUCUUAUCCAAUCUAUUGAACAAAUAUAUCUUCACUCCAUCCCAAUUAAGGAAUACCAGAUUGUGGAUUACUUCUUCCAGCCCACCCUCACUGACAAGAAGCUAGCGGAUGAUGUCGUUAAGAUAGUACCCGUUCAGAAGCAGACUAACGCUGGUCAACGCACGAGGUUUAAAGUGUUUGUAGCUAUCGGAGACUUCGACGGUCAUUGUGGUUUGGGCACAAAGUGUGCUAAGGAAGUGGCUACGGCUAUUCGUGGUGCUAUCAUCUCUGCCAAGCUCUCUUUAAUCCCUGUUAGACGUGGAUAUUGGGGAAAUAUGAUUGGUGACCCACACACCGUGCCCAUGAAGGUACACGGAAAGUCUGGUAGUGUAAGAUGUAGGCUUGUUCCUGCCCCAAGAGGUACACAAAUCGUCGGUGCUCCCACCACAAAGAAGCUUCUUUCUUUCGCCGGUAUUAAGGACUGUUUUUCUUGUUCUUCUGGAUCCACCAAGACCAGGGGUAACUUCCUUAAGGCUGUAUUUGCAGCUCUCUCUGCCACAUAUGGCUACCUAACUCCAGAUCUUUGGAGACAGGUUAAGCUCCAGCCUUCGAUUUACGAGGAGUUUUCCAGUUUCCUCACAUCCGGUAAGACUCACGUAGCUCCGGAGGCUUCAUCCUAUUACGCUUGAACAUGUUGUAAUCUUCUGAUCAUAUUU